Salvelinus sp. IW2-2015 is the source of this 5191-nucleotide messenger RNA. RefSeq names its product steroid hormone receptor ERR1. The record is from RefSeq and is a predicted model, not a curated record. Gene Ontology annotation, molecular function: nuclear steroid receptor activity; zinc ion binding; steroid binding. Gene Ontology annotation, biological process: regulation of transcription by RNA polymerase II; nuclear receptor-mediated steroid hormone signaling pathway. Gene Ontology annotation, cellular component: nucleus; chromatin. Lineage: Eukaryota; Metazoa; Chordata; Actinopteri; Salmoniformes; Salmonidae.
UAACGGAGACACCGCAGACGCAAAUUGAGAGAGGGAGGAGAAUGGACAAGGGAUAGGCUAUACGUAACUAAAACCUCAGUUGUAGCAGCGAGGAUAAUCUACAACCUCCAGUAACAUCAAUAUGCAGGACCAGGCCUGAUAAGAGAAUAGCCUAUGGAUUAAAUACCACAUUUGGUUGACCAUUUUUUAUCAGCGGCAAUCAGUUUUUCGACGCUGUGUCCCUUGAUACAUUGUCGCAGCAGUUUCUAUUUUCAAGCAAUCAUUUUAGAAAGAAUUUGCGCUACGACGACUGAUCGCAACUCAGAUCCUACAAUUUAAACAUAAAUAAACGUUAUAGGCUAUUAUUUUGGCCACGAGCUGCAUCCACUCUUGUGGCAAUGUCGAAAACCCGGUGAGUAUAACCGUGGCUUGUAGUGGAGUUCUCUGUGGCUUCCGUAGCUACAGUACUGCCUGGUUUGAGACCUCUUUCCUGCGAUGUUCACACAAAUACAACUGAUUAACUUUGCAUGACCACGUUAUUGAAGGGGGACGCACGAACGAUAAUUGUAAUGGUUUCCUGAUAAUCAGACUGUUCUACCCAGACCAUAGCCACAAUUCUAAACCAAUAAAAUAAAAAGUGAGUGGGUUUACCAGGAGAGGAGACGAAUACGGCUUUACUGCAGCACAGCAACACAGUGAUCAUGUCUUCAAGGGAGCGUCGGUCAGACCUGUACAUCAAGGCAGAGCCCAGCAGUCCAGAGGGAGGUGGAGGAGGCCGGGCCAGCCCAGGGGGAGCCUCCUCAGACUCCUCCCAGAGUGGUGGAGGUGGGACAAGAGGAGACGGGGUUGGGCGCUACUCACCCCCUCUGUACACACCGGCCCUGCGGUGCCACUUCAAGGAGGAGGGUGGUGAUGGGGCGGAGGAGGGAUCCACAGGUAGCGGAGGAGGGCGGUGCAAGUAUGCCCUGAGCACACUUCCCAAGAGACUGUGUUUAGUGUGUGGAGAUGUAGGAUCUGGCUACCACUACGGUGUAGCCUCGUGUGAAGCCUGCAAGGCCUUCUUCAAGAGAACCAUCCAGGGUAACAUUGAAUAUAGCUGUCCGGCGUCAAACGAAUGUGAGAUCACCAAGAGGCGCAGAAAGGCUUGCCAGGCGUGCCGCUUCACCAAGUGCCUUAAAGUAGGCAUGCUAAAAGAGGGAGUCCGUCUGGACCGGGUCAGAGGAGGGAGACAGAAGUAUAAAAGGCGUCCAGAGGUGGAGAAUGCGACCUACCAGAGUACCCCUCUACCGCUUAGGAAGGAAGGGGAAAAAGGCUCCUCCAACAUCAUCGUGUCCCACCUCCUGGUGGCAGAGCCAGAGAAACUGUUUGCCAUGCCUGACCCCCUGCAGCCUGAUACGGCUCAGCGCACACUCACCACCCUCUGUGACCUCGCCGACCGCGAACUGGUCGUCAUCAUCGGCUGGGCCAAACACAUCCCCGGCUUCCUGUCGCUGUCGCUGGCAGACCAGAUGUCGGUGCUGCAGUCCGUAUGGUUGGAGGUGCUGGUGCUGGGUGUGGCCUUCCGCUCCCUGGGCUGUGAGGAUGAGGUAGUGUUCGCUGAGGACUUUGUCCUUGACGAGGAGAUGUCCCGCGUGGCUGGACUGACAGAGCUCAACGCAGCCAUCAGCCAGCUGGCCCGACGCUUCCGCUCCCUGCAGCUGGACCGGGAGGAGUUUGUCAUGCUCAAAGCCAUCGCACUCACCAACUCCGACUCUGUGUACAUAGAGGACAUGGAGGCGGUGCAGAAGCUGAGGGACCUCCUCCACCAGACCCUGUUGGAGAUGGAGUGCCAGCGACAUCCCGAGGACCCCCAGCGGGUGGGGCGCCUCCUCCUCACCCUCCCCCUCCUCCGCCAGACAGCUGGUCGCGCCCUCACCACCUUCUACAGCAUCAAGACCCGAGGCGGCGUGCCCAUGCACAAACUCUUCCUAGAGAUGCUGGAAGCCAUGAUGGACUCGCCCUAGAGAGAAGGGAGGAUGAGGAGAAGCCAAGGAGAGCGGAUGCAAGGGCACGAUGAGAGACGGGCAAUCUGCAGAGUGAAUGGCUGGCUGCUGUGAACGGAGAGGUUUGUCUUAGAUUUUGACCAUGAAGAAUGUGGAGAUAAUCUCUGGCCUCUUCAGAGAUUCAAAAUGGUGUUAAAAAAAUGGAGAAAACAUGUAUACAUGUUGUAGAUGCCCUCAGUGGAGGUUGAUGGUGGAGUUUAACUCCUUAAUACCUGACUGCCAAACUUCAUUGAAAGAGUCCAAGACAUAGUCAGUUUGAUUGUCAGAAUCAUAUUAGAUUUCCAGUAUCACUAAGGUUUUUCAUUUGUAGCACUGGGCACAGACGUCAAUUCAAUGUCUAUUCCAUGUUGGUUCAAUGUAAUUUCAACCAGUGUGUGUGCCCAGUGGGUAAGCUUCACAUCAUAAACUACUGAAGGACUGCAGUUAGAUAUCUAAGACCAGACUGUAACCUUGUGGCUGAGUCUUGAUUGUGAAAAAUGCAAUAUCUCCCUCCACACAAAAGCCAUACUAAAAUACCAGGCAAAGAAACAACCAUUUACAAAGACUGCAGUAUAGGGUCAGACCAACAUGCACCCAUAAGAGUAGUAGGUUAGUCUACAUACACAGACGCACAGUCUUACAAUUUACUCAUAGGAAUUACUUGCAAUAUUUUUAAAGCAAUACAAUACUUUACAUACAAAAAAGUUGCAGACAAAAUAAAAUAAUAGUGGUAACUGGUUAGGCAAUGACUGGCUAUACGUAUAGGCCUAGGUGGCAGGGUGGGUGUGGAAAAACAGCUUAUAAAAGGCUGUGCAAAUGGUUAUUAGUCCAAGAAAAGGGAAUAUGAUGAUUGUCAACAAAGUGUUGAAGUGUCGCUGUACUUGGAAGUUGUUUGAUUUUAUUUAUACUGUAAGUAGUCCCAAUAGGCAUACAAAAAAAUGAAUUAUGCGCAAGCCUUUGUGUGAGUGUAUGUGAGAGAGAGAAGGUGCGCUGUCAUUUUGCAGUGUUGGCACCACACUGAAGCGGCAAGAUCAGGGGAAAAAGCAACUGUUCUACUUUCUUGGUCAGCCUGGCCAUAACAGAGUGAAUAAAGAAGAUUGGGUCAGAGGGGAACUACAAUGGCUCCUGAGCAUGUUUUCAUUGGAUGCUUGAUUCUCCAGAUCUCUUCACUGGUCCUCUCCAACCCCUCUGAUUCAGAUGGAAUGUGCUGUUUAAAACCAUUAGUUUGAUUAACUGACUGCCAUUAUUAGUGAUCAAAUCGGUUUGGGGCUAAAAUUAGGAAUUUAAACAGUUUUUUAUAUAUAUAUAUAUAUAUAUAUAUAUGAGGUGUCGUUUCAGCGGAACAGUUUGCUUCUCCUCUUGCAGCCGCUGAAAGACUGAAGAAAGGGACUUCUGUUGUUUUGACCUGGAGGUCUUCGUACUGUGUAUGACCUUUGAACUGCAAGCCUAAUAGUGCCCAAAUGGGGUUUAGAGCAACAUGAAAUGCAACACAUUCAGCCUCAUAUGGGAAUCUACAGCCACUCUGACUGAGACCCUCCUUUUAAUCCUUCUCAUAGUUUCUAUUUGUCUGUUUACUCUGUUUUAUGGGCUUGAUUGGUGAUAUACAUGUAUCUAUUCAGAGCUCUUACAGUUUCUGUAAGCUACAGUGUCUGUAAGCUACCAGAAAUGGCAAAAUGUAAAGGGCCUGGACUGUUGGUCUUUUGGCCACUUGUUGAGGAAGAAUUUGAUUGUAAAUCAAUCAGAGCAGCAAAAUGCUAAUUCAGUCUACAAUGUCAUAACAUUUCUAGUAAUACAGCACCCAACAUGUAUGAUGUAGACUCUAAACCAUACAUGUUGGGUGCUGUAUUACUAGAAAUAAGUUAUGACUGUGUAUUUUCACUGUUGAGAACUUUAGCGCAUGGCAAAAAAGCCCAUGAGAGCUGAAUCCAGUAAAUGUGGUAGUCCCUGACAUGAAUGAUGGGAUAGAUUCAACUAAUUGCCACUGUUAAUUGAAAUUCAUACUUGAGUAUCUGUUUUUUUCUACAGGAUUUUAAUCUUGAGUUUAGAUUGUUACGCUUGGAAAGUUUGGUACUAAAAUAAGACUGUUAAACUCUGAAAGUUUGGUACUGAAAUACCUGAAUAAGGCAAUCCAUUGUGAAUGUUAUGUGUUUCAAAUUCAUUACUGAAAUAGAUUUUUUCUUCUGAUAAUGCAUUGAAGAAAACCCAUUUUCUUUAGUAUGUUAAUUCAACCAUGUUGAAUUAACAUACUCUCCUCUCAAUUACCCCACCUAGUUGUGAGAGGAGAUUUUGCAGUCUGGAAACUCCCAAACAAAUGUUCGAGAUUUAGUUCUGUUCUUCGUGGCUGUGGAUGUUUCUUCGUGGCUGUGGAUGUUUGCGUUUGAUGACCAUUUGUGGCUCCAUUAUUGUAAUUCAGGUUUUUAAAUUAAAAAGUAACACCAGGCGACAAUUGUUUCAACUGUACUAUAUCUUGCUGUCUGAUUUGUUAUGUGUUCUAUCAUAAUUUUUGUAUUUUGUUUCUCAAAGACUGAAUAAAAAAAAAAAAAUGUGUACAGUUUAAUAAAGUUCAUGUUUGUGUCAAUAUUAACUCUAAUAUAAUAAUACAAAGGUAGUGUUUUCAUAGAGAUACGAAAUAUGUAAUGCCACUUUGUCUGUCAUAUAUAGGUAUGGUUGGUGGGGGGGAUUUAGACUAUCACAAUGUAGAGGAUGUAAAGUCAUUGCUAGUUGUUAGUAUGUUUGUGUACAUUGACGUAAAUGAGCAAUACAAGAAAUUACCAAAACUCAGUUUCACAUUUCCUUGUAUAGUCACAUAAUGUAAAUUAAACAUCAACAGUAAUAAAAAUAAUUAAUAGUAGUACUAAAGCUUAUAAUAUGGAAAAAUUCUAAUCAAUAUUUGUAUUUAAAAAAAAUACUGUAUUUAAAAUAUUAAAUUCUAUUUUUCACUCAAUUUGCUGAUGUUUGUUGAUACUCGUUUAAUUUUUUUGUGUGGGUUUAAGUCUAAUGGCUGUGAAUGUCUGUGUUUGUAUUGUUUUUCAGUAAGCUACAAUGGUUAAUUUGAUGUGACUGUCUAAACAAAAUGUUCAUAAUUAAAUCACUGUGAAGACAAAUGCUACACUGCAGGAAACAAGGGGUCAAUAUAAAUAUUGUAGGUGCUUUGUGUUUUGUAAUAAAUUAGCAGACACCAUCACAUAUCA